GUGAUGUUUUGUCAAGUAGCAUUCCCUAUAAUUGAAAAUAAAGUGUAAAUAUGUGGGCUAUUGUCCUCAGAACUGCGCCCCGCAGCUUUAUUUGAUUAAAUUCUACAGCAGUCUCCUUGCAAAUGGCAAUUCAAUGUCCGCUGCAGUGAUUGUUAACUAUGCCUCUUCAGCACUCAUUUAUCUGUCCCAUUUUUCUAGUUUGGAUAUGAAAAGCCAUGGUCGAAGCUUUACGUUCAUUUAUAUGAUCUACACUGUGUUUUUAUACCUUUGUAUGCCUUGUAAUUGCUCCUUUUGUUCCUAUCCUUCACCUUAUUUAUGCAAGUUCCUUUACCCACUAGUUAGUUGCAAAUUUAUAUCUGGUACAGGUUCUAAUAGUUCUUCAUUAUUGGCAUACGCUUUCCUCCUAUUAGGUCUUGCCCUCUUUGAUGGGUAAGCGGAAUGAGUUUCUCUUGCAAGAACUUCUUAGAAUGUGGUCAAACUAUCAAAAAAUGACCAUAGUAACAUCAGAAAUUCUUGCUUAUCUUGACCGCCAUUAUGUUCCCUUUUCUUCACGUCCUCCACUAAAGACCGUGGCUGCCGGUUGCUUUUUCAAUCUGGUAUUUCCUAAGAGUCCGAGAACAAUGAUUGAAUCUGUGGGUGAUGCUGUAGUUUCUUUGAUGAACCGAGAGCGUGAAGGAGAGGAGAUCAGUCACAAUCUCAUAAAUAGUUUUAUGGCUUUUACCACCGAUGGAAUUACAAUUCUCCCACAUCUAUAUGAUCCCGAUAUUGAAACCGCUAUUCGUGAUGGUGCCUUUUCUUAUUAUUCCCGAAAAGGUUUUGUGUGGUUUAUGAGAUGUACUUUCAAUUAUGUUUCGAAGUAUAAAGAAUGUCUGAUAAUGGAGAGCGAGAGGGCUGCUCGCUAUUUGAUUUUGAGCAGGGAUUUUCAGAGGCACUAUUUCGUUCAGCUUAUUGACGCAGCGCUAGUGGAAGCAUUCGAGAACGCAUUCCGAACCAAAAUGACCACUAUUGCUUUACGGGCACUGUCGCCGAGAAACUAUCCGACUUGGACCCCGAUGAUAGAAACAGAGAAGCAGCACAAUCUCAGGCAUAUGGAAAUGCACUUAAGACUUAAAGAGGAAUGGUAAGCUCUUAGUUUUCGAUUACACACAGAA
Molecule: messenger RNA, 1151 nt
Organism: Ananas comosus (pineapple)
Lineage: Eukaryota; Viridiplantae; Streptophyta; Magnoliopsida; Poales; Bromeliaceae
Product: cullin-1-like
Exons: 6
Coding region: 426-1124 (232 amino acids)
Biological process (GO): protein ubiquitination; ubiquitin-dependent protein catabolic process
Cellular component (GO): cullin-RING ubiquitin ligase complex
Molecular function (GO): ubiquitin protein ligase binding
Source: RefSeq, a predicted model, not a curated record